GUUUCAUCAACGGCAGCUGUUAGAGGAGACACGAGGAGGCUGUCCCAGUCUGACUCGUCCAACUCAGCUGGACGUUGAAAGGAACAGUCACUCACAGUAUGGAGCCCAGGAGGUGAAAGUAAACCCCACACCUUUACCUGCUGCUGCUCCUGCUGUCCAGGAGAAAGGUAAGAGAGCCUCGUCGCUCUGUGGGCCACUUCCAGUUGCAUUCAUUUGUACCAUUUUCCAUAAAAAGGCGGGUUUUUUUUGUUUUGUUUUGUAAGUCUUACUCAGUGGUUCCCAACAUUUUUAGACUUGUGUACCCCCUGAGCUAUUUUGUCAUACCAGUAGAACCCCUUCUAUCAAACGUAAUGAUGAUUCUCUGAAACUAUAAUGUACAACAGCUGAUUAUUAAAGGGAU
This is a messenger RNA of Austrofundulus limnaeus, 400 nucleotides long. Its product is annotated as centrosomal protein of 97 kDa. The record is from RefSeq and is a predicted model, not a curated record. Gene Ontology annotation, molecular function: U2 snRNA binding. NCBI's taxonomy places the organism in Eukaryota, Metazoa, Chordata, Actinopteri, Cyprinodontiformes, Rivulidae. Gene Ontology annotation, cellular component: U2 snRNP. Gene Ontology annotation, biological process: mRNA splicing, via spliceosome.